UGAAAAUGCAUUAAACGCAAUUAAAUCAUCUUUUUAAACUGAAAAUUCUGAAAAAUAUUUAGGCAAAAUUGUAGCCCAAGUAGAAAUAAUUAAGUAAAAAGAAUAGAAUGAUUAAAGAUACAAAUGAGUUUAAUGGCUAAUCUAAUCUCUGAUUCAUUUUUAGUCUACACAUCAUUAGGCCUAUACAACAGUAACAUCACAAUGCUGUUCUCUCAGAUUGAAUGAAAUAGAAGAGACGCCAUCUGCUGGUAAAAAUAUAUAUUUUUAAAUAAUUGUAAUUUGUAAAAUAUUUUUACUUUAAAGUUUUGUAUUGUUCGGGUAGUCUAUGUAUCUGUAAUCCACUCUCUUGUCGUAUUAUCUCCGUUUGUAAGCAUUUUAUUUGUGGGUGUGUUGUGAUAACCACGGUGAUACCGUAUCACUGUAAAUGGACUUUGGACAUCUUGUAAAGCCUCACACUAAAAAUAAAUAUAGCAUUCAGGAAAUACAAAACAUUUAUGUGAUAUAAACAUGCUUUCUGACAUAUGAUGAGAUUCUGAUGUCUAUGUAACCAAUAUAAACAUCCUUUAACAUGUUUAAAGUUAUCUAAUGAGCAAUAUGCAACAAAUUUUUAUUUAAUCAGCAUUUUCCUUUUCUUUUGCAUUCUUUUUAAACUUCUUUUCAUCACUACUAACUAACAGCUUACUAAAUCAUCUUUAAAUACAUUUUGCAAUAAAUGUAAAAGGUGUAUUCAUUAAAAAACAAUGAAGAAUAUCUUAGAUUUAUGAAUUUUACUGACAUUGUCAUAUAAUUUAUGACUGUAAGGAUAAUAAAUGUUGUGCCCAAGGCCAUCAUUCACGUGCCCGGUGAUAAAAUUAGAAGGAUCUGGGAAACGGCUCCUAUAACGCCGACCCUGGUUACACCUCAGCAGUAAAGCAGGACUUCUGUCCAGUCAGAGGAUAAUUUCUUGAGCUUCUCUUUCUGAGCAAACCCACGUCACUCUCUUUAUGAUGUUGUGAGCUCCAAUAUAAAUGCCAUGACAACACGAGCUGCUCUCCGUGACUGCACAGACGAUUACUUUAUGACUUUAUUGCCCUUCUGGUGAUGAAUUUCAUCAGGAGCUUAUCUGAGAUCUGUUUCCUCACCCAAGACCAAACCUUUUGCCACUGCAGGGAAACAGCAGGUACUGGUUUUAGAUCAGAGGCAAAGUACAACCUACACAGCACCAUUUAUGACCCCAGCAGUCACCAACACCUCACCUCCUCUCAAUAUCUCCCAUUUUCCAGCCACAAAGCAACAGGAAUAAAGGUCUGCUUGACAAACUGAAAAACUUCAGACACUGAAGUUACACUGAAACCAUGCCGUCUCCGGAGAAACUAGCGCAUUUCUUGUCAAGUGCUGGUUUAUGUGCAGCUGGAGUGGUUUUAUUGGCUUUCGGGAUGUCGACAGAUUGGGCCGAUGCCGUCUUGGACUGCGGUCCGCCCGGAACUACAGAGUUCAAUGGAACCUCUAGUCUCGAAACUGGCCUUUUCAAUGGCACAGAAACCAAAAUCAAAUGUCCAAGGAUUGACUCACCUGGAAAACAAGUGAUCGUGUUCACCCGUCUGGCGAAAGUAGCAGGUGCUCCGAUCAUCCUGCACGCUCUGGUGGUCAUCCUGUUGGCUCUGGCUCUUUUCGGGUCUGCAGGCAGUAUUCUGGUCACACUGUACAACAGCUUCAGUAACCCAUAUCAGACAUACAUGGGACCAAUAGGACUGUACACAUGCAGUGGACUCAGCGUAAGUGUAGCCACCCUGGCACUGAUUCUGUACGUGUCGAACAUCUACUUGGGCGAGAUGUUUCAGACACUGGUGAAAGCAGAUGAAGCCAACGUGGAGUUGAAGAAUCCAAAAAUUACGCUAAAGGCAGGGUUCUUCCUCCUGAUACCGUACAUCGGCCUCAACUUGCUGGCCAUCCUCGUGGUCUAUCUGUACGUCCACGCUGCAUACACUCGCCGCAAAGAGCAGGAGAAACCAACGGAGGAUGCACCCAAAGAGAUCAUGAUGUACUAAAGCGAAAACACAGCAAAAAAUCUGUUUAACAGGCGAUGAUUUUCAGACUGGAGCUGAACUGAGUCCAUUAGUUAGAAACUGCCACAUUAACUGUGAAGUGCAUUGCAAAACUAAACUUAGCUGAAUUCUGUUUGCCACAAAAUUGUAUUGUACUCAUAGGCUAUUCAUACAAAAGCUUAAAAUGUAUUUCAAUCUUAAAAAAGUCAUUGCAUUAGAUAAGAGUGUCUCAGAUGUUUUGCUUGUGCUGUUUCUUUAAAAUGAAUGCCACUUGUUUUGAUAUUUUAUCUAAAGCAUGUUUCAAGUGUCAAAUAUAUUUAUGGGCCACUAAAAAUAUUUUAUUGCACUUAUGUUUAAGAACAAUAACAUCAAAAUGUUUUUAAAAACAUUUCAGAAAUGUCUUUUAUUUUUUCUAGCUUUCCUUCUAAGAACCUAAAAAUCAUGUGGAUGACGUGUUAUUGGUUAAAAAAACUUCACAUUUUCUUCUUUCUGUUACUCUAGACUUUAAGCCAAUUUAAUACUUUUUUUUUGCUUGCAAAUAUUUUAUUGCAGAGAUGUGAAAGUAUUUAGCUCUAAUACUAUUUAUCUGCUUAUGCAUCAAAUGUUAUAUAUGAGAAGGAAAAAAAAUCACCACCAGUGAAAUCUCAUUUGCUGUUUUUUUAUUAUAAACUGUCAAUACAUACAUUCCUCAAAUAUUAGGCCCAUGUAAAUAUUGAUGUAAUUAUUUACUACAAUAAUAAAUCUUUUUAGAGUGAUGAUUUUGUG
Molecule: messenger RNA, 2789 nt
Organism: Carassius carassius (crucian carp)
Lineage: Eukaryota; Metazoa; Chordata; Actinopteri; Cypriniformes; Cyprinidae
Product: clarin-3
Exons: 3
Coding region: 1335-2027 (230 amino acids)
Source: RefSeq, a predicted model, not a curated record